This is a messenger RNA of Pieris macdunnoughi, 558 nucleotides long. Lineage: Eukaryota; Metazoa; Arthropoda; Insecta; Lepidoptera; Pieridae. The record is from the annotation of a GenBank genome assembly.
AUGAAAGAUAAACGCUUAGAAGUGAAAUUAAGUGUUCGUGGUGAUGGUUCGUUGAGUAGGAAUAGUACUAGAAGUAGUGUUAGAAGUAAUCGCAGCAACUUGAGUAAUAGCAGUGAGCUACCGGUUAGUGAGAUAUUUGCAACGGAUCGUUUCGCAGCGCCACACCACCGAGCUUUCGAUAUACUAGAUAAGUAUCGGCGCCAGCCUAACCAGAACGGAUAUCCUGCGCAAAGCCUUCAAGCUCUGGAUCAAUUUGACCGACCAAGACACGCCCCUGAUAGAAACAGUGCGUAUGUACAGUACACGUCGUUGAGAGACCGUGGUAACAUAACACUGUCUCGGACGGCAUUGAAUCCACCAUACAAUCAAAUAUAUGGAACUUUACCACGCCAUGGACAUUAUACGCAAGAUAAUGCGUCAGUUCCAGGUCAUUUUAGUACCUUGCCGUCAAGAGUACCAAGGCGGGUUCGCAUUAGUGAACUGCAACCCAUUGUAUAUGGAUACGGUACGUUAACUUUUAGCAUUAAACUUAUCUACGAAACAGAAAAACAUUGGUAG